AUGGAUGAUUCCGAGCAGCCAGGCCUACCAACCUCAAGAUCUCCUGCUGAAGACCCUCCUCGCGCAAUGUCAUCCACUCCACCUCCGACCGGCCCCUCAACCGCCAACAAGACUUCCAAAUCGCGCCAAAAACCUCGUUCAAGCCGUAAGCCACGCUCCACAUCCACCAAGGCCGUGAAUCUGCUCGCCAGCAACCCAAAUAACCCAUCGAUUGCGUCGGACACGGGCACACGUGACAUUUCCAACCUUCCUCCUGAUCGCAUGGCCCCAGCUUCCGCGACUGGCUACCAAUCUUUGGCUGGAGUGAGACAACCUCUGACCUCUACACCCCAGACCAGCACGCCGCUCCCGGACAUGAACAUUGGUGAAACGCCAAGCACUACGGUACUUUCAGGUGCCAGAACUUUUGAGCCAUGGUCUCCUCUCACGUCGCCUGCUUCAAGCAAUUCCACCCGGAAUGCGGUACCGCAAAUCGGAACUGUGACAUCACCCGAUCAAACUUCUCCCAAUUCACCUUUGCAACCAAAUGACAAUCAAAGCGGGCAACGUGCAUCUCCUGCUUUGUUCAACCCCGCGAGUCGCGAAGCUAGUCCUCUUGCCUCGGAGCAGCGUCCAGUACAAACCUCCACCGCAACCACCAGCGCUAUCGCCGUGGUCCUUGCGCUUCCUAUCAAGGCACAUGCCCUAUGCUCAGGAUUACGGUAA
Messenger RNA from Puccinia triticina, 705 nucleotides. RefSeq lists its product as uncharacterized. Lineage: Eukaryota; Fungi; Basidiomycota; Pucciniomycetes; Pucciniales; Pucciniaceae. The transcript is spliced from 3 exons. Bases 1 to 705 code for a protein of 234 amino acids. The record is from RefSeq and is a predicted model, not a curated record.